Molecule: messenger RNA, 2476 nt
Organism: Aplysia californica (California sea hare)
Lineage: Eukaryota; Metazoa; Mollusca; Gastropoda; Aplysiida; Aplysiidae
Product: tenascin-R
Exons: 2
Coding region: 498-1733 (411 amino acids)
Source: RefSeq, a predicted model, not a curated record
UUGAUGUUUUGAUGGUUUUCAUCGCCUCGGUUGCGCUUGUCCCGUUUCCCCGGGAUGGGGUUUUUGCGGCUUUUGUUCAGUCUGUUAAUGUGUUCUUGUCUUCUCGUUAUCACUUCGUAUCAUCUGGUCAUCAGCAAAAAGAAUGGAUUCACACAAGACGAAUGUCUCGAAGAUGGAUCAUAUGUUGAACCAAAGGGCAAUCUGUCUUUAGAACGGUUUCUUCUUUGGUUUUUAUUUCUUGUUUAUUUCUUUUCUUUUCUUUUCUUUUAGUCUUCUAUUCUUCUGUAGAGUCAGCAGAUUUCAGUACACAAAGACUUUAAGGCAAUUGAGAGAUUCUUUUUCUCAGAAUGUAUUUUCUGGAACGACAUUAAAAUCUCACUAAGAAAGACAGGGGAAAAUGAAAGCAGCUUGAAAGGAAACAAACCGAAGUUAUACCGCUGUCGAGCGACGUGUGUUGGGGAGGGGAGACGGACGGACGUUCUUCACGUAAGUCGCUGAUGUUCAAGAGAAAAACGUCUUUGAAAAUGAGUCGUUGUACAGCCCGUAGUAAAAGGCAAACGACCAUGGCGAUUUUAGAAACAACCAUAUGCCGGCAAAAGACGAGAAUAUUAAUACUGUUCAUACUACUGCUGUCCCACCGCCGCACAUCCGCUGUGUACUUUACAAGGGGAACGCCAUGUCGGGGUUAUACGCCGCGUAGUUUAUCCUGUGAAGCCAAGGCUUUCCCUACAGAACAGCAGGGUCUUCUGUCGUGUGCCAGACUUUGCGCCAGAGCCGACGUUUGCGUGGGAGUGGCAAUGGACGAAAAGGGGCAGUGCUAUCACUACCAGGAAUGUCUGUCUGCCGAUACGUGUUCUGUUGACGAUGACCCCCAGUGGCUUCGUCUGCCCUUCUACGGGAAGAACCUUGGUUUUGCGCCAAGUGCUCUUCCUCAGGAAGUUUGUUUGAACGCAGGAGUAUGGAAUCAGUCAACCGAAUCCUGUCAAUGUACCGGUGGUUGGAUUGGUGUGAACUGUCAGAUGCUUGCUUCUAAAUGCUCCCAGCUCGUUGGUUUAUACCCCGACGGGUACCACGUAGUGUCCAUGAAACUCCAUCGAAUCAUAACCGUUAGAUGCCAGUUGAUGUCUAAAGAGCCUGGGGCCAACACUUACAUUGCCCUAAGCCAUGGGAACAUGUCUUUUAAUCGCACAUGGGAAGACUACGUGCUUGGUUUUGGCUUACCGUCCGAUCAAAACUUUUGGCUUGGUCUCGAAAACAUCCACGCGGUAACGGCCUCCGGAUUGAGUAUACUGAGCAUCGACAUUGUCCUGGACUUUCAAAUGUACGCCUCCUCUAUGGUGCGAUACAAGAAUGUAUUUGUUGGGGGUCCAUCCACGAAGUACGCGCUGGGCGUUACGUGGGAUUACGACUUUACCACUCCCACUUUCUCAUCCGCCGUGGGCGAAUCAAACAGGCUCGGUGACUGCUUGUCUAAAGUGAGCCAAACCCCCUUUUCUACCUUCGACGCUGAUCACGAUCUAAACCCAGGCGACUCCUGCGCGUCGAGGGCUGGGUCUGGCUGGUGGUUCACCGACUGCGAUCCGGAUUGCAACCCUCUGGGUUGGAGCUACACUGCUAGACCAGGUCCUCAAAACCCAGGUCACCUGCUGUUGAAGGGCUUAGAUUUUUCUGACGGUUCGUCUUACAAAAAUCUCUUCGCUCACCUUGAUGUGUACUUUUACCAGAGACUUUGAACGGCCCAAUCCUUCUUCUUCAGACAUUUCUUUUCUUUUUCUUUUUCUUCUUUCUUAGACAGAGCGGUUUGACAUGGGGGCUGGGGGCAAUGAUUACAGUAGGAAAGAUGAAUCCACAGAGUUAAUAUAUCGCUCGACGGCUGAAAGUCGAAAUCUGAAUGUAUCUCAUCGUUCUUGGAAUGUAUCCUACAUGUCUUAAGAAACAACAACAAAAAUAAAAGUCCAAGCAUCCAAAUGACCUCAUGUCACAACCAAGUAAGUCGUUCAGUUAAAAUUCAAAACGAAGGUUAUGCACACGAAAUGAUUUUGUUUUCUUGCAAUGUUCUUGCUGUAGCCCUACUUUUAUCAGUCCUAUAAAUAAUUUUACAAAAUCUUGUAAAAUCUUGUUCCUGAAUCAGAUCCUUACCCCUUUCCUUUCUCAAUGUCUGAUUUUUUAUUUUUUAUUUUAAUUUUUUUUGUGGAUGUUAUAAGGUAAUCAUGUAACACUUUUAAUCAAAAUAUCAUGUUCACAAAUAUUUUAGUAAUACUUAAAGCGGGAAGAUGAUUUACGCAUCGGACAGAAAUCGCGUCCAUUCUAUUUCUGCUUGUAUUUAAAGAAAUAAGAUUAGAUAUUCACUAUAAGGUACUGAAUCUGCUUAAGAUGUUCGGUAAGAAAGAGUGCACUCGAAAUUGUCCAAAACGAUUAUCUAGCGUCGAAGAGAAAAUUUAUUAUCUUAGAAAAAUAAAUGUCUUUAAUGAUUUGA